AUUAGUAGAAGGGAGAGAAGCUAGACGGCAGCGAUGAAGCCCGCGGUGGAUGAGAUGUUUCCUGAGGGCGCGGGUCCUUAUGUGGAUCUCGACGAGGCUGGAGGAAGUACAGGUCUAUUGAUGGAUUUAGCAGCUAAUGAAAAGGCAGUACACGCAGACUUCUUUAACAGUUUUGAAGAUAUGUUUGAUGAUGAUGAUAUCCAGUGAAAAUCCUCUUCCACCAGGGCGGCGCUAAAACUUCUUGUAGGGCUGAAACUGAAUAUUGUGUCUGAGAUGUGAAAGAACACAUGACAGCGUGGCUAAAGAUGGAUGAAGAGGAGAACUGUGGAGCUGUUUUCCACUAGGAAAUGUGUAGAUGUCCAGUUUUGCAGGCUUGCUUCAAUAAAAUCUAGAGAGCAUCUCUUGUGUAUAGAUAUACAAUUGGCCAGAAGCUGUAGCAUUCUAAGAUAUGGAUUGGGGGGGUUUUGUUUCAGAGAUUGUUUACAUGGGUCACUUGGCAUUAUUAGGCAUUUGCUUCUGUUUAUUAAUGCAGAAAUGGUGGGGGAAGGGGGGAGUUUAUUUGUUUGCAGUUGACACUUGGAGGACCAGUGGAACUUACUUCCAAGUGCACUAACAAUCAACUUGAUCAUAGUUACACCGGAAUAUAUAGUUUUAGCACAAAAGCUGAUCAUUAUUUACACUCAGUUAGAAUCCUCAUUGUUUCAGACAAACACUGAUAGUAACUGAGUAGUCAGUGCAAUAUUAGAUGCAAUGUUGCUGUUUCAAGGAAUUCUCCUUACAUUCUACAACCUUACUUAUACAAAUGAUACAUGAUGGCCAAGUUCAGACUGGCAGUUUGCCCUGAUAUAGGCACGUUUCAGAAACGUUCCACAACCG
This is a messenger RNA of Gekko japonicus, 876 nucleotides long. RefSeq names its product myeloma overexpressed 2 (gene COPS9). NCBI's taxonomy places the organism in Eukaryota, Metazoa, Chordata, Lepidosauria, Squamata, Gekkonidae. The transcript is spliced from 3 exons. Bases 34 to 207 code for a protein of 57 amino acids. The record is from RefSeq and is a predicted model, not a curated record. Gene Ontology annotation, biological process: negative regulation of protein neddylation.